Molecule: messenger RNA, 3417 nt
Organism: Sitophilus oryzae (rice weevil)
Lineage: Eukaryota; Metazoa; Arthropoda; Insecta; Coleoptera; Curculionidae
Product: tubulin polyglutamylase TTLL4-like
Exons: 15
Coding region: 210-3083 (957 amino acids)
Biological process (GO): protein polyglutamylation; microtubule cytoskeleton organization
Cellular component (GO): cilium
Molecular function (GO): tubulin-glutamic acid ligase activity; tubulin binding
Source: RefSeq, a predicted model, not a curated record
CAUGGUAUUCAUUUCAUGUCGGAGCUUGUUGUCAAUAACGAUAGUCGUUUCGCAGACGAAUCUAAAGAUGUUACAGAUUUGUGUUACUUUGCCUUAAAACCAAACUUUAGUUGUAGUUAUGCUUGUUAGGAUUCAUUAAUAUUAACAGUAAAGGAAGCAUAGGUUAUGUAUUUAACAGCAUUGUGGAGGUAGUAUAAAAUAAUAAAAAAAUGGAAGAAUAUAAUUUUAGCCUGACCUGUUCAAACACUUCUGAGAUUAAGGAAAAGUAUUGUAAAUACUCCUACAGCUCGUGGUGUGUUACCUGUGAAAAGAAUUCACCCAGGAGAAGGUCGAGAAGUGAGACAAACGAAUCAUGUAGGAAAAAAUGCAAGGAAAUGAAAACCCUUACUCCGAAAAAGUACAAUAAAUGUAAUGAAUACGAAAAUAUGGAGCUGGAGUACGAUUUCAAAGGCUGGCAUGACACUAGGUUUGAUUGCUGUAGGAUUAGGUCAAAUUUGGUUGAAUUGCCCACUUCAUACAUUUCAAACAACUGUCAACUUCCACAAAACAUUUCUGAACAGAGAGAUGACACACAGUGUUUAAAAUCUGUCAAUGGCUUUAGUAAAUUAUCUGAUAUAAAAUUAAAUUACGACAGUAGCGAAUCGAUGGAAAAUAAUGGCAAAAUUGCAGAAAAUGUUAGGGCAUUUGGGAAGUACAGUCCUACUAUUUGUCAGUCGUAUAUAAAAUGUAGCAGUUUGCAUCCAAUUAAGCAAAAGGUAUUUAGUGAUGACAUACAAAAUGCAAACUCGGACUGUGAUGUACAAAAGGGGGGUGCUUCUGGUUGUAAGGAAUACUGCCAGUUGUCAGACUAUAAGUGCCAUGAGCUUCCCAACCGAAAACCUCUCUGUUAUGAGACUGACACAUACUUUAAUCGACCAAUAGACAGAGAGAGGUACACCAAAGAAGUGGAUAGAUUGAGGGAGAAGCUUAGAAUUUUACAAAAAGGCGUAUACACGUGUCAUGAUGUGAAAGUAAUUAAUUUAGAUAAGGGCGAUAGUCUUAAAGAGACCUUUAUAGCCAGCCCUAUUGAGAUCAAACCAAAGAUAAAGAAGGAUAAGAAGUCGUGCACGAAUUUGAAAACUAGCAAGAGUAAAGUUUCUUUGAAAAUCAAGAAAAACAAUAUCAAUAAAACUAAGAAAUUGAAGAGCAAGGAUACGAAUGGUGGACAGGCUGAGACAAGUCAAAAUGAUUUGAGUGGUUCGGAAAGUGACGUUGUUGAAGAUGAUUCCUUGGAUGAAGACUCGGAGAGUGUUUAUAGUGAUCCUGUGUCCACUGAUGAUAGUACAAAAGAUUCCACGGAUAAUAGUGUUUCUCUACCUUAUAACCAGUCCUGUUCGGGCGAAUCAGCGUCAUGGCCAGUACGAUCCAGCUUAUUUCCUAACAUUCCACCUUACAUUAAGUUCAGAUCACCGGACCUCGAAAUUGCCUACAAACUACCAGCCGGCAAGAAGUUUUUCAAAUGGAAACUCAGCACUAUCACGCCGGUGAUUGUCAGAAAAACGCUGACGAACUCUGGCUUCGCCUUGGUCAGAAGUGAGUUCAGUAGAGAAUCGAACCAGUGGCUGGGCACGUGGGGAAAACACAUGAAAUCUGCCAAUUUCGUAACUUUAAAAGAGACACAGAAACUGAAUCAUUUUCCUGGAACUUUCCAACUGGGAAGAAAAGAUAGGCUGUGGAGGAAUUUCCAGAAAAUGAUUGCCCAGUUUGGCCUUAAAGAGUUUGGAUUUCUGCCUCACACCUACGUUCUACCUCAAGAUAUAAAAUUGCUGAAGCAGAGGUGGGAUUUUAAAAAUGGCGGCACCAAGGAAAUGUGGAUUAUUAAACCGCCUGCGUCAGCUAGAGGUGCCGGUAUCAAAGUCAUCAACAAAUGGUCUCAGCUGCCCAAAAAAACUUCUUUGGUGUGCCAGAAAUACGUUAACAAUCCAUACCUCAUUAACGGCAGCAAAUUCGACCUGAGACUGUACGUUUUGGUUACUAGUUUCCACCCGUUAAGAAUAUACCUCUAUCCUGACGGCUUAGCCAGGUUCGCAAGUGUGAAAUACAGCGAUGAUAUCAAAGACCUUAAAGAUCGUUACAUGCAUCUGACCAAUUACAGUAUAAACAAACUGUCUAGCCAAUAUACAGCGAACGAAGACGCGAAUGCCUGUCACGGUCACAAGUGGACUGUGAGCAAAUUAAUGGAGUACAUGCACGACGAGGGGGUAGAUACGAAAACUCUGUGGACGAAUUUGCAAAAAUUAGUUAUAAAAACUAUCAUUUCUUCCGAGUCUUUGAUAACACCCUUGUGCGAAGAAAGCAUGCUGAGUUAUUACAAUUGUUAUGAGCUGUUUGGAAUCGAUGUACUACUGGACGAGUAUCUGAAACCGUGGUUGCUUGAGGUUAAUAUUUCUCCAAGUUUGCAUAGCGCAUCUCCGCUUGACGCCCACGUUAAGGGUCCUCUAGUACAAACCUUGCUCGACAUGGCCCAAUUUCAUUUUCCUCCACGGUUAGGGCAGUCUGUCAAAAAUCCACCGCAGUGCUUCGACGGACGACUAUAUACAAGGGCUUUGACCAAAAGAGAGAGAAAGAAACAUAAGAAUUUCACUGAAUUUGAAUCGAGAGAGGACUAUGUCUACGAUAUUCUAAAAGAUUUAACAGGUGAUGACGUAAGACAUUUACUGAGGGCCGAAGAUGAAUUUGUAGUCAAAGGAAAAUUUGAGAGGAUAUUUCCUACAGAAGAUACACAUACAUACUUAGGAUUUAUGGAAUCUAGGUACUACAACAGACUGUUUGAUGCCUGGGAAACGAAAUACGCUUCUAGAAGAGAUGACGGAAUUGCUCUCCUUCAGACAUUGUGUGCCCAAAAAAUCCACCUGAAUGUUCCGACCCAAUCUACAUUAUCUAAGGCCAGAAAUAUCAUUCUGUCAGCACUGCACAGUGUGUGCUCGCAAUGCCGCAAAUUAUCUGAAUAUGAUCCCUGGGCUGGAAGAUAUGAGUUUGCACCCGUCAAUGGAGGGUCAGAGUCAUCUGCCCGAAGAAAUUCUGAGGGAGACGUCUAUGUCUAGGAAAAGUUCAAACAUAAACAGCGGGUGCGCUUUUUAGUGCCCCUAUAUUCAGCUAAAGAAAAACUUGUCGUUCCGAAGAUGACUUCAAUAACACAAUCAACCAGCAUUGACUGCCACAGUCCAAGUUUUAGUAAAUUUUGUCUUUAUGAAAAAAAAACCUGUCCGAUUAUUGUAAUUUUUUUGCAUUUAUUUUUGUGUAUUAAAUACUCUAUUUUUUAUUUUUUAAUAUUUUAAUUUAUUAGUAUUAGUUAUUUAAAUUUAGUUCUUCUUUUUUUCUCAUUAAAAAAAGUAUUUAUACUGCAAUUCGAUUAAUAAAAAGUGUUUUAAAAUAAAA